UGCCAGUAGAGCUUCAGUUCGAGCAAAGAGUCAAAAGGAGCAGCAAGCACUUGCCACAAAAAGGAUAGCACGAGAGAAACCAGAAAGAGACAGACAGACAGCCAUGCCCUACUACGAGGAAGAACGUCGUCACCACCAUCAUCAUCAUCAUGGUGGCAGACCCAUUGUGGAGGUGGAUAUCAUACCGCCAAGGAUACCCCGGCCAGUGAUUGAGAUCGAUGUGGGUGGUCGCCGUCCACCCCCGCCCAGGGUGGAGGUGAUCACACCGGCGGCUGUGUACCAGCCCGCCUAUCAGCCACAAUACCAGCAGCAACGGCCCAUUGUCGAGGUGGAUGUGGUGCAGCCGAGCAGGCCCUUCAUUGAGUUCAACAUUGGCGGUCGUCGCCCGCCCCCACGGGAGGAGAUCAUCGUUGUCCAGCAGCCACCACCCAGGUGGUAGACGGACACAGGACACAGCAAACAGGACUGUAACUGGAACUGGAACUGCCGUCAGUUAAUUGGAAAUCCGUUUCAAAUGUUUGUUUAAAUAAGUUAAAUGCAUUUUAUUUUAUUUUAAUUGAAAUCUACAUGAUUGCCUUUCAAUGUUGUUUGUCCUUCGAUGUGUGACAUCAUUCGAUUGUCCAACCACUACACACACACACACACACACACACUGAAAUAUAUUUGUAUAUGUAUGUUUUAUAAA
This is a messenger RNA of Drosophila miranda, 685 nucleotides long. RefSeq lists its product as uncharacterized. The coding region runs from base 104 to 439 and encodes 111 amino acids. NCBI's taxonomy places the organism in Eukaryota, Metazoa, Arthropoda, Insecta, Diptera, Drosophilidae. The record is from RefSeq and is a predicted model, not a curated record. The transcript has a single exon.